Molecule: messenger RNA, 1398 nt
Organism: Fusarium sp. VM40
Lineage: Eukaryota; Fungi; Ascomycota; Sordariomycetes; Hypocreales; Nectriaceae
Source: the annotation of a GenBank genome assembly
AUGUCGUCUUCAGCUCCUCGCUCCGGCGAGCGCAUGAUUCACCAAGACUUCAUCGCACGCAUCCGAUUCUCCAAUGCGCUCCCUCCGCCACCACAUCCUCCCAAGCUGCUCGAUAUCCCUAAUACUGGCCUCGCCAGUGGACAGUACACGACGCCUGGCUUUGCUUCGCGCCUUGCGAGAGAGCAGCCGCUGAAUAUCGAGGCUGAUGCUGAGCUGGGCAUGCCCCUUGACUUGGUGGGCAUGCCUGGUGUUUUCGAUGGUGAUGAACGAUCUAUCCAAGCUCCCGCUCACCCUCCCACUCUUCAUCCUCACGACCGACCGCUAUUAAGACCCAUCGCCGCGCUCGGAAAGCAUAAGGCUGCCGAGGCCAACGUUUCUUUCCUCCGCCGAACAGAAUACAUCUCUUCAAGUAUUUCAAAGCGCCAGGAAGCACUCGCACCCCGUGCUCUGCUUGCCAAGACCAAGAGACGCCUCCCAGAACCUGCGGCGGAUUCACCUCAUGCCAUUAAGCGCAAGAUCGACAAGGGCUUCGAAAUCGCUGAGCAAGAAUUCAAGGACCCCAAACGCGUCAAGCACCCCAGCAAGAAGAAUCUUAAGUUGGUCGAUGUCUCGCCUCUUAUCCCUGAUCUCGACGCUUUCCCCGACUCUGGCGCAUAUGUGACGAUCAAAUUCCACCAGAACCCCCUGGUUAGCACAAAGGGCUAUGACAAGCGUCUUCUCAACGGUCUGUUCCGACCCAUUGAUCGCAAUCCUCACGAGGAAGAGGCGUUUGAGGCAGCUGUGGCAGCCCACGAGCAAGAUCCCGCCAACAACCCUAAACCUCAGAACUUGAUGAACUAUGAGUACUACUUGGCGGCAUCCGGCUUGACAGCAGAGCACUUCCGUCGCAGAUUUGAGGUUGAAGAUAACGACCAUCUUGGCGAGGAGGAAGGCUAUACUCAUAAAUCUGAUGACGCCGAAGGCUGCUUCCAGUACCACAAAGUUCGAGCAUAUGAGACAUCCCAGGAGACCGAGUUCGAGCAUACGCAUAAGUUUGACGAAGAGAUCAUCUUGUCGUACAACGAUGACACAUUCUACCCAAACCAAAAGGCCGUGUACUAUUAUCCUGUUAUGCAAAAGUCAGUCAUCAGACCUCAGCGCACGAAGAACAUUGCGCGAAACAUCGGUAUCACCGAUGAGGAGCAGACCGUCGACCAGCUCGACGUCACUGUUGAGGACCCAAGGCAGGAUAUGCGCGAGCUCAUGAAGUCGUACCGCGAUAAUCCUCUUGGCACAGGGGAAGAUGAGGAGGAAGAGGAGCACCACGAAGGCCAUGAUGCUGAAGGCGAGGAUGACGCUGGUCAUCGCUCAAGGUCGGCUUCUGAAGAGCGUGACGCAGAGGGCGAGGACGAGGAAUAA